AUGCAUACGUGUAUAGUGUGCGGCAAUAAAUCUAAAAACAACAAUGUCAAUCGUCCAGGAGUAAUUUUUCAUGGAAUAACCAAGAAUGCAUACAUGAGAAGAAAAUGGCUAAAAGUUUUAGGAAUUGAUCGUUGUUAUGAUUGGCAACGUAUAUGUAGUGAACACUUUCUGGAAGAAAACUAUAAGCCUGGAAAAAAGCGAUUAUUGUUUUCAAAUGCUAUCCCCCAACCUUAUGAUAAAAAUGGUUUUCCUUCUAAGUAA
Messenger RNA from Macrosiphum euphorbiae (potato aphid), 261 nucleotides. NCBI's taxonomy places the organism in Eukaryota, Metazoa, Arthropoda, Insecta, Hemiptera, Aphididae. The record is from the annotation of a GenBank genome assembly.